AUGGAUCCGUUUGACGACUUCCAGGUGACGCGGCUGCCGAAGUCGUCGAAGCCGCGGCCGCCAUCUCCGAAACGCACGGCAGCCUAUCGCAAACCGAAGUACCUCUCCAGCGGCGACGAUGUGGCGGAGGCUGGUGAAUUCUUCGGGGAGAGAGGUGACCAUGUUGAUGCGAGGCAUGGCGCCGACCGUGCCGCAAAUGGCGACAGCGGUCCCGCCAAGAGCACGGGCCGUGACGCGGUGUACGACAGGAUUCUAGACCACAUGUGGUACGACCGCGACGACGAGAGCUUCCUGAUGCAGAACAACUACGACGAGGAGAGCCAGACGUAUCUCGCCGACCAGGAGGCCAAGCGGCAGGCGCAGCUGCCUGGCGGCAAGAGCCAGCUAGGGCAAGGCAAACAACAGAUGCGCGGUUCGCUCUCGUUUCAGAAGCACAUAGACACCUCGCUGUGGGAGUUGUCGCGCAUUAGACAGGGUGGAGCUGGGUCCCGUCUGAGCACUUUGGAGAUGCAGGGGCUGAACGCCAGCAACAUGCACAAGGACGAGGUUAAGAAGAUCGUGUUGGUGCGCUCCGUGAUACCGCCGUUCAUCUACGACAGCCUGCGGAAGGAGACGCGUGAUGCGCUCGACGCCAGCGUGGCAGCGGGCGACAACACGUUCAACCACAUCUACAACAAGUUCCUGAACCAGAACAUCUCCGUCAUAAAGGAUGUUACUUCCGACAUCGCGCAGAUGGCAAAGAAGGGCAGCGCCAUCCUGCGCCAGCUCAAGGAGGAGUCGGAGCGCAAUGCGAGCCGCGUGCGAUUCUGGGACCUCGAAGGCUCCAAGUUAGGCGCGUUGCUGCACCUGGACGACACCAAACCCGCCACAGCGAGCAUCAGGGAUUCCGCUGGUGCCGGUGACCCUAGCAAGGGUGGAACUAACAGCAACAGCAAAUACGCGCAGCACUUGGGGGAGGAGGACCUGCCGGAAGACGAGAUGGAGCAGAAGCUCAAGGAGUACAAGUCCAAGUUGCAAAACACCCGAGAACAGCUGCCCGUUUUCAAGUGCCGAGAGGAGCUGCUGUCGUACAUUGGCGAAUUCCAGGUGAUGGUCGUUGUGGGAGAGACUGGUUCCGGUAAGACGACGCAGCUGGCGCAGUUCCUGUACGAGGCGGGCUACUCGAAGCGCGGCGUCAUCGGCUGCACGCAGCCGCGUAGGGUCGCCGCGGUGUCCGUUUGCCAGCGUGUGGCCUCAGAAAUGGGCUCCCGGGUGGGCGACCUCGUCGGGUACUCCAUCCGUUUCGAGGAUUUGACCAGCAAGAACACCGCGGUCAAGUUCAUGACGGACGGUAUCUUGCUGCGUGAGACCUUGAUGGACCCCGAGCUGGACCGCUACAGCUGCAUCAUCAUGGACGAGGCGCACGAGCGCAGCCUGAACACCGACGUGCUGUUUGGCAUUUUGAAGUCCGUGGUCGCCAGGCGCCGUGACCUCCGCGUGAUAGUCACCUCGGCCACCAUGGACGCCGACAAGUUCUCCAAGUUUUUCGGCAACUGCCCCAUCUACAAGAUCCCGGGGCGCACGUUCCCCGUCAGGGUCGAGUACAUGCGGUCCAUGGGCAACGACUACGUGGAGUCCGCGGUCGACAAGUGCGUGUCGCUCCACAUCUCAGAGGGCCCUGGCGACGUGCUGAUCUUCAUGACCGGGCAGGACGACAUCAACGCGACGUGCGAGCUGCUGGACAUGAAGCUCUACAAGGUGAUGAUGUCCUCCAACAGCAACGACCUGCAGCCGUUCUGCGUGCUGCCGAUAUACAGCCAGCUGCCCAGCGAGCUGCAGCAGCGCGUCUUCAAGAAGUACCCGUACCGCAAGGUGAUUGUGUCCACCAACAUCGCAGAGACAUCGCUGACCUUGGACGGCAUCAAGUUCGUGAUCGACAGCGGCUUCUGCAAGCUGAAGGUGUACAACCCGAAGGUCGGCAUGGACAGCCUGCAGAUAACUCCAGUGAGCCAGGCCGGCGCCAACCAGCGUGCCGGUAGGGCGGGGAGGACCGCACCCGGCGUCUGCUACCGCCUGUACACCGAGCGCACGUUCCUGAACGACCUGUUCGACAACAACGUGCCGGAAAUUCGGCGAACCAACCUCUGCAACGUCGUGUUGCUGCUGAAGUCGCUGAAGGUGAAGAACCUCACGGAGUUCGACUUCAUCGACCCGCCUCACAUGGAGAACAUCCUGAGCGCGAUGCUGCAGCUGUGGAUCCUGGGCGGCAUAGACGAGUUCGGCGAGCUCACCGACGUCGGCCGGAAGCUGGUCCACUACCCGCUGGAGCCGCCUCUGGGCAAGAUGAUGAUCGCCGGCGAGCGCGAGCAGUGCCUGUCUGAGGUGCUUACCGUGGUGUCCGUGAUGUCCGCGCCCAACGUGUUCGUGGUUGAGAACGAGUCCGACGCGCAGCGGGAAACGGCUGACGGCGCCACCAGGGAGAAGUUCAUGGUGCCGGAAAGUGACCACCUGACCCUGUUGAACGUUUACAAGCAGUGGGUCGCCAACGGUCGCUCUGACACCUGGUGCGCUCAGCACCGGCUGCAGCCGAAAUCGCUGCGCCGAGCGUCGGAGGUGCGGCAACAGCUCCUGGACAUUGUGCUGAAGCAGGAUAUCAAGGAAACCACCUGUGGCACCAACUGGGACCAGGUGCGCCGGGCGAUAUGCGCGGGAUACUUCCACAACGCCUCGAAGCUCAAGGGCCUAGGCGAGUACACCAACCUGCGGAGCUUCGCGCCGUGUUUCCUGCACCCGUCGUCGGCGCUCUACGGAAUGGGGUACACCCCGGACUACGUGGUGUACCACGAGGUCGUCAUCACCAGCAAGGAGUACAUGCGCCACGUCACCGCCGUGGACGCCGAGUGGCUCUACGAGCUGGGCCCCUCGUUCUUCUACCUCAAAAACAUCAACGCCGGGGAGAACGCGCAGCGCAACAAGGACAAGCUGGAGAACCAGCGCCUGCUGCAGGAAAUGCAGUACAAGCGCACGCGCCAGGAGACCCUGGAACGCGCCCAGGUCCCCGGCGCUGACAAGGGCAGUUCCGGUGUCACUUUCGGCAAAAGGAAGAGCAGUAUGCGUUGA
Babesia bigemina is the source of this 3099-nucleotide messenger RNA. Its product is annotated as DEAH box RNA helicase, putative. NCBI's taxonomy places the organism in Eukaryota, Apicomplexa, Aconoidasida, Piroplasmida, Babesiidae. The transcript has a single exon. The coding region runs from base 1 to 3099 and encodes 1032 amino acids. Gene Ontology annotation, biological process: mRNA splicing, via spliceosome. The record is from RefSeq and is a predicted model, not a curated record. Gene Ontology annotation, cellular component: spliceosomal complex; intracellular anatomical structure. Gene Ontology annotation, molecular function: RNA binding; ATP binding.